Molecule: messenger RNA, 1038 nt
Organism: Lineus longissimus
Lineage: Eukaryota; Metazoa; Nemertea; Pilidiophora; Heteronemertea; Lineidae
Exons: 1
Coding region: 1-1038 (345 amino acids)
Biological process (GO): DNA integration
Molecular function (GO): nucleic acid binding
Source: RefSeq, a predicted model, not a curated record
AUGACUACCACCUACCAAGUCUGUGCUAUGGAGAUUCCUACUGUACAUGCUUUCUCUGAUUCCAAACUGAAGUUGUUGAAGACAAAUACUGAGAAUGAUGCUGAGUUGCAGAAGUUGCGAAACCAGGUUGUCAAAGGUUGGCCUGAUGACAGAGCCAAGGUAGAAAAUGUUCUGAAGCCAUACUGGGACUAUAGGGCAGAGAUCACUGUGUAUGAUGGUAUCCUUUUCAAAGGAGAGCGAGUCAUUGUACCCAAGCAGAUGCAUAAGGACAUGGUAGAGUUGAUACAUAGUUCGCAUCAAGGGAUUGUCAAAUCAAAACAGCUGGCUCGAGACGUUCUGUUUUGGGUUGGAAUGAACAAGCAGAUUGAAGAAGCUGUAAGCAAAUGUCCAUUGUGCCAAGCCAGUAGAAGUCAACAGCAGAAAGAGCCUAUGAUGAGCACUCCUGUGCCAACUCUACCAUGGCAGUCUGUUUCAUCAGACUUGUUUGUACUAGAUGAUGAUUUCUAUCUUGUGACUGUAGAUCACUAUUCUGGGUAUUUUGAAGUGGAUGAACUGAAACCUGAUCAUAGUGCACCUGUUGUCAUAUCCAAACUGAAAAGAGUCUUUGCCACCCAUGGCAUCCCCAGGACUUUGUAUUCUGAUCCUGGCUCGGAGUACACUAGUCGUGAUAUGAAAGAUUUCAGUACCCAGUGGGGGUUUGAAAUCAAGGCAUUCAGUGCUAAGAAUCCACAGGCAAAUGGCCUAGCAGAAAAGUCAGUUCAGAUUGCUAAAAACAUGCUGAAGAAGUGUAGGCAAGAUGGCACAGAUUUUCAGUUGGCUUUGUUGGACUAUAGGAACACCCCUAGAGACAAUGUCUUGGGUUCCCCUGUACAAAGGUGUAUGGGACGAAGGACACAGACUAGAUUGCCUACAAAUCCGUCACUGCUGAAGCCUAAAUUGUUGUCCCCAAAGCAAGUGACUGGCAGGUUGCAAGAAUGUAAAGCCAGAAACAAGGUACACUAUGACAAGCAUGUGAAAACAACUUCCAAACUUGACUAG